GCGGCGCCUUCACGGAGGUCACGAUGUGCGUCUCAACCCUGACCACAUGUUGAAAAGUUGCACAACACCAGUCGCGGACUGAUAGCGUUAAUGUGUUUGCGGUCUACGAAUCAGGCAAAUCACACAGGUCAACGGACAAGGGGCAGUAUUAGUACACACAACCACGACCCGAGUUACGGUAAUGUAAUCGAAAGCCUUCACGGACGAGAGCCAGCGUGUAACAAAAGCAGUCCAGUCCUAGGCAGCAAACAGAGAGACUAUAUAGUAGUGUUUAGUGUGCAAUUCUGUUAAGCACAAUAGAAAGCAUUUCAAGUUAGUGUUCUAUUGGCUGUUAAUGUAUCUCUGUGAUUAAACCGCCAUAUUUGUUAUUUGAAAAUAUGAGAACUCAGAAACAGGUCAAGACUAUUGCUUCACAGCUUGAGGUUUUAGAAGAGCUACGUGACCAGCUGGAAAAAAACAUUGAUUAUAUUAACUCUGUUCUACACAAAGGCAAAGAAUGGAUUGACGAGACGAACAACGAAAGUUUUGUGAAAAUCAAUCAGUUCCUAGUCACUGAGACUUCUGAAUGUUUACGGCGAUGUGCCUCCAUUACAGAUGAUGAAGAUAUGGCUGAACCUGUUGACAGAAAUACAACUUUAAACGAAUAUAACACAAAAGAUCAAGAUGACAAAGAGACUGUCCAGAAAACUCACAAACUAGAAACCAUGGUAACGACUCAAGCCAAAGACAUGAAACUGUUGAAACACCAGCUCAAACAGCUAGUCAAACAAAAUGAACGAAAGUCUAAACUUCAAGCAGAAAUGGAACAAAGUUUUCAUUUCAAAUUUGAGGCGGUAAUGCGAGAACUGGAGGCCGCUAGUAACUUUAUGUCACAUCUCCAGAGUCAAAAUGAAUCUUUGUCGAGCCAGGUCAUAGAAAUGUUCAAGUUAGGCAGUACACCCGAUGUAACUGACCGACUUCAUAGUGUAGAGUUAUCGGUUACUGAACAUAAUACAAAAUUAGAAGAGCUACUGCUUCAGGAGAGAUUAACAGAGAACAGUAUUCUUAUCAAGGUUAAAGAGUAUCUGGCGCAAAGUGGGUCAUUAGAUGAUCAAACUAAAUGGGUAAAGUCCUUUUUUGCCCAAUUGGCUAAUGAUGUGAAACAUGUGAAUGAGUCUUAUGGCCAAGUACAGAAGUCAUUGAAAGUCCAGGAAGAGAACUUGAGAAGUUUAGAAAAACGUUUUGAGGACUCAGAAAAACUUAAAGCAAAACAGUUGCAAGACCUGGAAACAAAAUCCCAACCUAAAUAUGAAUCAGCCAAUGCCUUAAAGUCUCAAUCGGAAUCCAUAACAGCUAAUUAUAAGCAAAUAAAUACAGACUUCAAACAACUAUGUCUAAAAUUCGACAAGCAGAAAAUAGAAACAACAGACCGUUUAUUUCAACUCUCAGCCACAAAUAUUUCUACGGCUGCAUAUAUGAAAGAACAGAUUAAAAAAUUCGGCGUUAUGGAAGCUAAGUUAGCCACAAUAGAUAAAAAGAAUAAUGAUGUAUCAAGUCAAGUAGUUCAAUUGUUAUCAAGAAUUCUCCAUCUAGAAUCUAAAGAGACACAUGAAGCUUUUUGUGUUGAACUGGGAGAGAACCUGGAGAUUGAUGUGAGAAAAGACCAAAUAUUUCCCUUCUUCAAUCAAAGAAUCAACCUGGCAUCCAGCCAAUCAAAGAAUUUUGACACCAACACUGGCAUAUAUAUAGCACCUUGUAAUGGGCUGUAUUUAGUUUGUCUGAAACUGGAAACUCUCAAUGACUUGAAAGUGACAUUUAAUGUCUGUCGCAAAGACAAACACAAUGAAGACUUGGCGGCAUUUUCCAAAUGUCUGUCCAAGGAUAUAAUUGGGCUUGAUAUAGUUGCUCUAGAUCUGAACAAAGAUGAUCAGGUUUAUGUCAGAUCAAAUGACAAUUAUUUGGGUUUGCAAUUGGGAGCGAAUUCCAGUUUUUCUUGUGUUUUGCUGAGUAAAUUUUAGAGCCGACCAUCAAUAAAUAGUUUUGUUAUUUUCAUCAUCACUAGUGUCUUCACUUAAGUCCUCGGAGUAUGAGUUUGAAAGGCUUCAAUUCUUUCUUCUGCAGUAAACAAAAAUAUUGUGGUUGUACGUAAUGCUUGUAAGUUUUUGUAUAAUUUUAAAGAAUGAAGCUUUCCAGAAAUGGCACAUUGGAGUUGAGAAAAUGAGGACUAGUAAAAAGAAUAUUGGACAAGGUUUCCUCUUCCUCCCCAUAGCGGGGGACACCGUGAGUCUUAGUGAGACAGACUAAUAUUUCGAACAAGCAGCCUGUUUAUAGACAAGUUAUAAGACUUAUGAGUUUUGAUACAUUCAGUGUUGUUUUUUUAUAAAUAAAUUGUACAUAAUUAUAUAUGAUUAAAUAUAUAUAUACAUAGUAUUUAAAAUAAUGAACUUUUUGUAGUCUAUCAUAUUUUAAUAAAUCAUACAUACAUGUAUGUACAAAUAAA
Messenger RNA from Biomphalaria glabrata, 2479 nucleotides. RefSeq lists its product as uncharacterized. The coding region runs from base 378 to 1997 and encodes 539 amino acids. NCBI's taxonomy places the organism in Eukaryota, Metazoa, Mollusca, Gastropoda, Planorbidae. The transcript has 7 exons. Gene Ontology annotation, molecular function: protein binding. The record is from RefSeq and is a predicted model, not a curated record.